Molecule: messenger RNA, 3146 nt
Organism: Planococcus citri (citrus mealybug)
Lineage: Eukaryota; Metazoa; Arthropoda; Insecta; Hemiptera; Pseudococcidae
Product: dentin sialophosphoprotein-like
Exons: 15
Coding region: 263-2671 (802 amino acids)
Source: RefSeq, a predicted model, not a curated record
UUCCACAUUCAUUCUGCGAUCCGUCAUCAAACAAUCCAAAGUGAAUUCGCGAUUAUUAAUUUGAAGUUUUCACGAGUUUUCAUCAUUUCGUAAUCAUUUUCGUAGAGUAAUUUCAUUUGAAUAUUAACCCUCUGUCUGUAGUGAACUGAAAAAUAUGAUGUGAUUUAAAAUUCAAUUCAAUAGUUUAAUUUUCAACAACCACGAUUCGCUUUUGUAAUAUCUCUUUUUAAAUAGCAUUUGUAAUAUUUUGUUCAAUCAUAUCAUGGAGGGAUUUAAUAACGCUCUGGAAAAUACAUUGAAUUGGUUAUCAAGAAACAGUGGAAAUAUUUCUGAUUCUCAAAGAAGAGAAAUUCAUAAUUUGUUGGAUUCAUUCAAACGUCAAUUACAAACUCAAACAGAACCAAGAAGUGGAAAUCAUCAAGCGCCUCAAUUUUCUGGAAUGGCAAGUUCAGGUGAUCGAUACGAGAAGAAAUACCAAAAUAAGCCUAAUAAACCUCAUUUUAAAACCGCUUCGUUUGAUUCGAAAAUAAAUCAAGUCAGCGACAAAAUUAGUAAAGAAACUGGUUACAUUCAUGGUAAAAUUGAUACCAUUUCGAAGGAAUACAGCGACCAAAUGAAAAUGUUGAGAAAACAGAUUACAAAGUUGGAAUCCGAAAAAACCCGUAAAGAGCAAGAAGAAAAAAAGAUCAUCGAUCGGGAUUUCGAACAACUGACGGAAAGUUUAAAGGGUUUGAUGCGCACAGCUGUUGCGCAACCACGUCCUGGUCCUUCGAAUUUCAAUCCUCCACAACCGCAACAUUUCCCUCAUUACGAUGGUCCUCCGCCACCCUACCAACCUUAUCCGCCGAUGGCUUCCAAUCCAAACAUACCUUACUUUCCUUCACCUUCCCAAGGAUUCCAUCCGAUGCCUGUACCAGUUGGACCUGUACCCCUGAUGGGUUCAUCGUUUUCGUACAAUCAACCUGGACCACCCAACAUGCCUUCAUAUGACACGGCUCAAAAAGUUUAUCAGUUCAGCGGAAAACCCGGUUCAGAAUCGGGUAAACAUUUCACCAGAGGUAGUGGUCAUUCGAAUCCUCGUUUUGAUAAACCUUUUCAGCGUGAAAGUGAUUGUAAACCCGAUUCCAACCCGAGGAAAAGUUACUGCUCCCCUCACUGGAAAAAAUUCGAUAAUAAUAACAAAGAGCACGGAUUCAAAAACGAGUCCUCAAACGCAGCCGGUGGAAAACCUCGUUUUAAGAUGCCGGCGCCGGGUGAACAAUCAGGCGGUGAUUUCAACAGCAACCCAAAAUCCGCACACCCGAACCAAUUCAAACAUUACGCUGAUCGAGAUCGAAAUAAACGUCAGCAACAAUUUGGCAAAAAUCGUCCACAAAAUUGUGAUGACGGAGAUGACAGCGAUACUUCUACACACUCUCACGUAUCUGCCAAAAACAGUGGCAAGGAAGGUACCUCUACCUACCCGCAUACUGCUGGAAAACCAUGUCAAUCUAAACCAGCUCCGAAAAAAAAUCCUCCAACAUCAACUGGAAAAAGUGAUUCUUCAAACUUGCAAACUUCUCAGGCAAAACCGGUAGACGUUGUCAGUGAUAACGCUUCUGCGACUUCCCAUGUACCUUCGAAAAAAAAAACUCAGAAGAAACCACCUAAUAAAGCUGCACAUCAACAUGAUGGUAAAACCUCUCUGAACCAAAAUCCUCAAUCAUCGUCUAGCAAAAAUCAAAAUCAAAAUCGUGAUGACGGAGAUGACAGCGAUACUUCUACACACUCUCACGUAUCUACCAAAAACAGUGAGAAAGAAGGUACCUCUACCCACCCGCAUACUGCUGGAAAACCACGUAAAUCUAAACCCGCUCCGAAAAAAAAUCCUCCCGCAUCAGCUGGGGAAAGUGAUUCUUCAAACUUGCAAACUCCUCAGGCAAAUCGUGAUGACGGAGAUGACAGCGAUACUUCUACACACUCUCACGUAUCUACCAAAAACAGUGAGAAAGAAGGUACCUCUACCCACCCGCAUACUGCUGGAAAACCACGUAAAUCUAAACCCGCUCCGAAAAAAAAUCCUCCCGCAUCAGCUGGGGAAAGUGAUUCUUCAAACUUGCAAACUCCUCAGGCAAAUCGUGAUGACGGAGAUGACAGCGAUACUUCUACACACUCUCACGUAUCUACCAAAAACAGUGAGAAGGAAGGUACCUCUACCCACCCGCAUACUGCUGGAAAACCACGUAAAGCUAAACCUGCUCGGAAAAAAAAUCCUCCAGCAUCAACUGGGGAAAGUGAUUCUUCAAACUUGCAAACUCCUCAGGCAAAACCUGUAGACGACGUUGUCAGUGAUAACGCUUCUGAGACUUCUCAUGUACCUUCGCAAAAAAAAACUCAAAAGAAACCACCUAAUAAAGCUGCACAUCAACAUGAUGGUAAAACCUCUCUGAACCAGAACCCUCAAUCAUCGUCUAGCGAAAAUCAAAAUCAAUCCAUGGACAUGCAUAAGUUGCAGUAUCCGCCUAGAGCAGAAGCGUUGAAAAUGGGUAUCGAUAUUUUCAAACCUUUGGAUCCACCGAGUACGUGCCUUGCAAAGGAAAACGGUGUUCCAGUCAGUAGACUUGCUCAUUGCCUUGAAGAUAUUUACAAUUUUGAAAUGGAAUUCGGUACCAUUCAAGUUAUUCGAUUUUGAGUAUCAUAUUUUUAUACCUAAUUUGGAUUUAGAUUCAUUCUUGAUUGUUCGAAGUAAUAGUACAUUACAUUACACACUUUAUUAAUCGCGUAGUGUAAGGUGCUUUACAUAAUAAACACUCGUAACCUCACCCCUCACCAUUUUACACUUCUGUUGUUUAGAUGCAAAAAAUGUGCGUCUAUGAGUGACCAAACUUCACCGGUAUUUGUUAAAUUAUUAUGUCCAAACGUAACACGUACGUAAUGGCGAGUUUCGCGGCGUUGCCACAUAACACUAGGGAUAUAAUACGCUCAUUAUGUACGUGUUUGACCCGACAUUAGGUCGCUCAUAAUGACGUACAUUUUGCAUCUAGCGACAGAGGUGUAAUGAUGAGAUUACGAUUGUGUAUUACGUAAAAAUUAUUACCUAUUUAAAUCUUUGUAGUUUGUAAGCUAAAAUUUGUUUAUAAUUAUAAAACUCGAUGGUGCAUCGGAAA